AUGCAUCUGAAAAUUGAAACUUUAUCUCUCAAUGAUGACAAAAAUGGCACUGUUGGUAGGGACAGCAGUUUGCCUAGUGAACAACAAAUUCGCGAUGACGUUCUUCUGCUCUGGAGAGAGGAGCCAGAGACAGAGGAGCUAAAUAUACAUGAACUAUAUCAGAGAAUCACAACACGAAAUCCUUCGUGGAAACUGUCGCAGGAAGAUCUUGUUGCUGUGCUGGCAUUGUACAAUCUUUAUUCAACGGAUGAUAAAGAACUAAAGGGCUAUGCUGAUCGAAUAGAAUUCUCCUCUGUUGAAAAGAGUACACCAGUAUUAGAAAUUCCGAGGGGAGUCAAACUAAAACUAUGUCCUGAUGGUAGAGGAAGAGGGUUGUUUGCCAAGAAAGCUUUUUUACAGGGAGAUGUUGUAUUCGAAGAUCUGCAACCAUUGGCGGCCAUUCCUCCCAUUGAGAAACUUUCUUUGAUGGGCGCAGGCAAAGUAUGCUCCCUCUGUGGGUCGUCGAUUACACAUAGUCCACAUUUCAUCAUGAUGAAUGGGCUGGAUUGUGAAGUGUGUGGAGCCGUCUGGUGCAGUGCAGCUUGCAAAAAACAGGAUAUCACGCAUUGCUUCCUUAAACACAUAAAAGGAAAAAAGAAACUCAUCAGUCCUUCAGGGUGGGCCAAAUAUGAACAAUACUGUAGAGAAAAUGUUUUCGUGGCGGCAUAUGCAAUUGGUAUCAUAUAUGCGUCUAUAAUUGCAGAAAGAGGCAAUAAGAACAGUAAAGACAUCAUAUGUAAACAGUUUGCGUCUCUAGCCCAAAUUUCUCAGAGAACAAGACGAAAUGUGAGUGAUUCUACAAAUCUCGGGGGGACUUUUGAUGCAUCAAGCGGGGCCGUAACAACGGAAGAUCCAGAACCAGUAUGGCAAAAAGCUUUCAGUCUUUUCCAGGAAUCAUUCCCUCAUUCAGACAUAUCCCUUGAGGCUUUCCUGAUAUUUAUCGGAAAAUAUAACAUCAACCAGGUGAAUGGCCAAAUUUAUACUCUUUACUCAUUAAUAAAUCACGACUGUGAGCCUAAUGUCCGCCUUGAGUUUAAUGGCAAGUUGGGCCUAAAACUUUAUGCUAGAAAACCGAUUCAAGCCGGCGAAGAAUUGUUGACUACGUAUGUGAAUCCUUUGCAUGGAUCCAAACUGAGAAGAAGAGAAUUGAGAGUGAAUUGGGGCUUUCUAUGUCACUGCACUCGGUGUGAUAGAGAAUUAGAAAUAAGAAUGUCAAACCCCACGAUAAAAUCUUCGAUUGCAAGAAAUAGUCUUGCCACUCAGAAGAGACGUAAGUCAUCCAUGAGAAACGCCAGGCCUGAUCUUCAUGAACUCUUGAAAAAUGGGAAAGAAUUCGAACUAGACAUACCAGAAAACCCUCAAAUUGGAAAUAGGCGAAGGACAUCUGUUAGAUUUGAUACUAAAGUAACCGUUGCGGUGGAAGAAUAA
This is a messenger RNA of Zygotorulaspora mrakii, 1467 nucleotides long. RefSeq names its product S-adenosylmethionine-dependent methyltransferase (gene SET5). The record is from RefSeq and is a predicted model, not a curated record. NCBI's taxonomy places the organism in Eukaryota, Fungi, Ascomycota, Saccharomycetes, Saccharomycetales, Saccharomycetaceae. Gene Ontology annotation, molecular function: protein binding. The coding region runs from base 1 to 1467 and encodes 488 amino acids. The transcript has a single exon.